AUGAACCGACACUAUCAUUCUCCCUCAAUAUACUCUCUUUCCGAUGAAGAGAAGAUGGGCUUGCUCGACAACAGGUCCAUCUCUGACGCUGAUAGUGAGAGCGGUCGAGAUGACCAAGAUUUUCGACCUCACCAUGAGAAAUGGGCCGGCCCCAUUCUCACUCCUGUCGACUACAUCCGCUCAACCCCUUGGAGAGUCUAUCUUGUUCGGUUCGCCUGGUUCUUCGUUCCCAGCUAUCUUCAGGGGCGACAUGCUCGGGAACAGAUUCGACCCGCUAAGCUCGCUCCUACUGCCUAUCUCGAUGGCAUGCGAGGUGUUGCCGCCCUCGUCGUACUAUUCUGCCACUUCUUUUACCAAGCCUUUGUCAUUGCAAAGGGCUGGGGCUGCGAUGAUGCUCACUACAACAUCUUGAAGCUACCUAUUCUGCGGCUAUGGUACCAGGGUCCUCCGGCUGUCUGUCUUUUCUUUGUCAUCUCGGGAUAUGCCCUCUCCUAUCGACCCCUCAAACUUAUCCGUAGCCGGAACCUUCAGGACUUUUCAACCACCAUGAGCUCUCUGGUGUUUCGGCGCGGCAUUCGCCUAUACCUCCCUACGGCCAUCUCCACCCUAAUGAUUGUUUCCUUUAUCCGCUUAGGAGUUUACGAACAGACACGAGAGUUUGCCAUGGAUCGCACCUUUAUGAGGAAUGUCAGAGAGCCUCAUCCCUCGCCGCUUCCAACACUCUAUGCUCAAUUGGCAGAUUGGGCAAAAGACAUGUUCAACUUCGUUCACGUCUUUGGCUGGAAGACUCAUGGCGGAAGUACCAAUUAUGACCAACAUCUUUGGACUAUCCCUGUAGAGUUCCGAUGCUCUUUGUACCUUUUCCUCACCCUCAUAGCCACUGCUCGACUCCGAACUCAGUACAGGUUUAUCACCGUUGCCGGCGUUAUGCUCUUUACUUACCGAAACUCCCGUUGGGAGUUCCUCAUGUUCCUUUGCGGCAUGAUCCUUGCCGAGAUUGAUCUGGCACGUGGUGCUCACUCUUCGCCUCCUGCCCUUCCAAUCGAAGAGAAGACGCAAUCCUCUCACCCUCGAUGGUACCAAAGUGCUUUCUGGGCAGCGCUCAGCAUCGCAGGUCUAUACCUUAUGAGCCAACCUGAUGAGGGUGGAGAUAGAACACCUGGCUGGGUCUAUCUCACAUCAUUGAUCCCUCAGUGGUGGGCUGCUGAAAAGUACAGAUACUGGCAAUGCACGGGUGCUGUCAUGUUUGUCCUUGCAGUGAGCCGUUCGUCCAACUGGCAGCGCGUUUUCAACUCGGCUUUCAUCCAGUACUUGGGCAAGAUUUCUUACGCCCUUUAUCUUAUGCAUGGGCCGAUCAUCCAUGCUUUUGGAUAUCACAUUGAACGCUGGGCAUAUAGCUUGACGGGCACCGAAGGACAUCAGUUCACUGCUGGGUUCGUCCUGAGCUCGUUCUUUGUGUUCCCUACUAUAUUUUGGUGUGCAGAUGUUUUCUGGCGUGCAGUCGACAUCCCCACGGUCAAGUUUGCCAAGUGGUGGGAGAACAAGCUUACGGCCAAGGCGGACUAG
Fusarium sp. VM40 is the source of this 1566-nucleotide messenger RNA. The record is from the annotation of a GenBank genome assembly. Lineage: Eukaryota; Fungi; Ascomycota; Sordariomycetes; Hypocreales; Nectriaceae.